AGAAGGUUGAAUGGCGCCGAGGACCGCUGCUGUGAGGCUGAGUGAAGUGGCUGAGAGAGGACUAGCCUGAGCAUCCGGGAGGGCUUUGUUAUUACCCCGACAUAUUACACAGUUUCCACAUUGUUUGGUCAUCGGCAGUUGGUGCCUCCUCCUCCUCCUUUCCUUCUCCUCGUUCCUCUUCCUCCCCUCCUUCCAUCCACCUGGCCACUCAUCCGCCAUGUCACAGGGUCAGAACUUCCUCCCCAAAUUCCUGUUUGUCUCCAAUCUGCUGAAGGCCGUGAAGAUCCGUCAGCGAGCUGCCAGCGGCGGCCUGAUGCACCACCUGCGGGGUAUGCACCGUUACACUCUGGAGAUGAUCGCCAUGAACCACUUCCCGCAGGCCUUCAGGGAGGUGGUGCAGGCCGCCAUCUUGGACCGAGCCAUGCAGGCCUCAUUGGAGCAGGAGAAGAAGCUCAACUGGUGUCGGGAGGUGAAGAAAAUGGUGCCCUUACGUACCAAUGGAGAUGGGAACUGUUUGCUCCAUGCGGCCUCUCAGUACAUGCUGGGAGUCCAGGACACAGACCUGGUGCUUCGGAAAGCCCUCCAUGGCGUUUUGAAAGAGACAGACACUGGCGUCUUCAAAGCUCGCUUCCAGGCAGAGUUGCUCCAGUCCCAGGAGUUCACCCAGACCGGGCUUCGAUACACCACCAUGAACUGGGAGGAGGAGUGGGAAAAGAUUGUGAAAAUGGCAUCUCCGGUCUCCAGUAGCAACGGCCUCCAGUUUGACUCCCUGGAGGACAUUCACAUCUUCAUCCUCUCCAAUAUCCUCCGCAGACCCAUCAUCGUCAUCGCAGACCAGGUGGUCAGGAGUAUGAAAUCUGGCUCCUCCAUCUCUCCUCUGAACGUUGGUGGGAUUUAUCUGCCGCUACACUGGCCGCCCACAGAGUGCUACAAAUACCCAAUAGUUCUCGGCUACGACUCCCAGCACUUUGCACCCCUCAUCACUAUCAAAGACAGUGGCCCAGAGAUCCGAGCGGUACCUUUGAUCAACCCAGGCCGAGGGGGCUUUGAGGAGCUGAAGGUUCACUUCCUGAUGGAGAAAGAACAGCAGCAGAAAGACAGGCUUCUCAAAGACUACCUGUUGCUGAUAGAGAUCCCCGUCAUAGGCUUGGGCUAUGACGCCACACGGAUCAUUAAUGCUGCACGCCUGGAUGAGGGAAAUCUACCUGAAGACAUGAACCUGAUGGAGGACUACCUGCAGCUUGUCAAUCAUGAGUACCAGCGCUGGCAGGAGGACAAAGAGCAGGCAUGGGCUGCACAGCCUCAACGCCCACCACCCUUCUCUGUCUCCCAGCUCUCUCUCAUCGAGAUACGCUGUGCCACACCACGAUGCACCUUUUAUGUCUCUGUGGACACACAGCCUCAUUGCCAUGAGUGCUUUGAGAAGCGACAGGCCACUACUGGUGGAGGAGCAAGGAUAGAAGGGGUGGUACAGACCAAGGGAGGAGGGGUACAAGGUGGGGUAGGUGUGACAGGGGCGUCAGAGACUGAGGUGAGCUCCAGAGGAGCUCGAAGCAGCAGCCCCCCAUCCUCCUCAUCUGGGAGAGGGAUGGUGUUAUCCAGCCCCCGAUCAGCCCCACCCACCGCUCCCAGCCUCAGCCUGUACAGUGAAACCCACGCCAUGAAGUGCAAGACACCCGGCUGCCUCUUCACUCUUAGUGUGGAGCAUGAUGGACUUUGUGAGCGCUGCUUCAAUGCCAGGCAGAACCAUGGACCCCCUGGGACAGGAACAGCUGCUACAGGACUCCCAGGCCCCAAUGGGGGGCCUGUAGCCCCCCACCCGGCCCAGGGUUCUGGCUGGACCCAGUGGGGGGGCUGCGAGACAGAGACAGAGCGCUGCAGCAUGUGCAGACAAGAGGCAUUCAGGAUAUUCAAUGGCCUGUGUCCACCCUGCAUGCAGAGACAGCAGGCUCCAGAAAGGGGAGAGCCACAGCAGAACAACCCCAGAACUGAGGCCUCAUCUUCAGCUUGGACCCAGGCCAGGGACGCCGAACAGCCAUGCCUCACCCUAACCCCAGGGCACACCUCAGCCUGGCAGGCCCCUCUGGCCCGGCCUUGUAAGAGAUCUGGCUGCCAGUUCUUUGGGACGCCAGAGAAAUUGGGUUUCUGCACUAUUUGCUACGUAGACUAUCAGACCAACCACCACCUGACCCCACCCCCUGCCCCGGUCCAGAGCCGGCAUGGUUUGGAAGCAGGUUUCCAGAAUGCCUCACGGUGUCGUGGGCCUGGAUGCGGUGCGGUUGGCAAGGCAAUGCUAGAGGGCUACUGCGACAAGUGCUAUGUCAAAGAGCAAAGUGCACGGCUCAACCAAGUGGCACAUCGAACACCACACUCCCCUCCUCUAGUCAUGCGAGACCGAGCAGCCAAACCCAGAUCAUCGCAGCAAUCUCAGACCCAGACCCAGACUCAGACUCAGUGCCGGCGGAGUGGCUGCAGUAAUGUGUCCCCAGGUUGCACAGAUCUCUGCCCAGAGUGUCACACGCGUGGCCAGGGCAGAGAGGCGGGCAGGCGGGCGCAGGCGCCCAAGGAAAAGUCCAAGCAGCGGUGCCGGACGCAGGGCUGUGACCACUACGCCAACCAAGAGAAACAGGGCUACUGCAAUGAGUGUGACCACUUUAAACAGAUUUACCGCGGCUGACCACAUACAUACCCACGCACACAACAACCACGAUGACACAUUGCUAGCAUGCUAGAGCCACUGCCCUACUGUGGGCACCCCAUGCCAGUCAAUGCACCUCUGAUACUAACUAACCAACUAACUAACUAACUAACUAGCUAGUGACUAACUAGUAACCUUAUGGCCUGAAAAUCAAACCCCCCAUGUAGAAUGUGAAGAGAGUGUGUGUGUACAUGGGGGGAGUGAGUGAAUGUGUAAGAGUGUGUGUGUGUGUGUGUGUGUGUGUGUGUGUGUAUGUGUGUGCGCGAGUUUGUGUGUUUGCAGUAGACAUGGCCUCCAGAAUACCUUUUUGUGCAAUUAUUAUCAUCUGAUGUGCCCUGUGCACUUACAUGGUGAGAGGUUUGGCUACGUGUCAGACCAACUGACCUAACUCUUGUGUACAAUAUGUAUUUAGAGGUACGUAGUGAAUCGUGCCGGACAAAAUGAUUGUAUGUUGACAUAACGAGAAGCAUCUGGCAUUGCUUUCUAGACCACAGCCAAGGAUUUAUAGCUCCCGUCUGUCUGUCUGUCUUAAUCCAUCUGUGUAUCUGUCUGCCUGUCUGUCCAGCAUUUGCUCUGUAGAGUGAGGGGUGCAGUAGCUGGGGAAGUCCAGCAACAAAUCUGUGGAAGUAAUAAGCAGAAGUGAGCCAAACUAGGCCAAAGCAAAGCAAAGAAAAUGUUUGAAAUGAAAUCACCAGUGUUUAGCUUAGUUCUCCAAAGUCACUACUUUAUGUCCUCCCAAAAUAGACAAUGAUUUGCCAAAUGAGGCUCUUGCAAUCAAUAUUGUAAAGUUAUCAAGAAUUGAUUUUCUUUCAUUAGUCAGUUGGUAUAAGUGUUAGUUUAUAUUUUCAGGCAUAUUAACUUUAGUAUUGUUACGUAUCUGUUGUAUGAAGUUAACAUUGUGAAUUGCUUGUUACGGAAAGCAAGAACAGACCAUGUGUCUGAACAGUGCAAGACAGACAGGGCAGGCCCCUGCUAGUUUUGGUGCUACAUGUACAGAAAUACAAGCCUCUCCAUUGUAGCCAACAUGCUGGCGGUGUCAGCGGACAGAUGGCAGAGAACACAGUAGAGACAGGACUCAUUUGCUUUCUGUUCCUCCUUUCCUUCCUCUUAUUUCCCAUCUUCGUCUCUGUUGCCUUGGACAUUGUUUUCCUGUUUACUAACCACUUAAGCACCUAGAGACGCAUAAACAAAUGUGCACACCUACCUACACAUGCACACGCAAAUGUAGUAGCUCCUGUCAAGGGGGAUGGCAACUAUAUAGAGAACUGAGAGCAUAGUAAUGCUUGAUGCCUGGGUGAUUAUUCACCUUACCAAUCACAUAAAUGCACGCUCAAGCAAACAGCUCUGUGAGAUUGUAUGUGCCCCACCCAGCCUGAGGUGAUGUGAGCGUAGACCCAUAGAGGAAUGAAUUCCUCUGUGCUCCACCCCACUGGAUGUGUGAAGGCGACAGUUUCAAAUCUUCAGAGAGCAACCCUAUUGCCUGCUUUGUCUAAUCUUGUUUAUUUGAAUGUUUUGUGUGCUGCUGCUACAACAGCACAGUAUUGGGGCUGAUCCUCGAUAAGUUUUGCCUUUAAGUAGUGAUUAAAAUUUUAUGGACCAGAGGGGCCUGAUCAGUGAUUCUGUAUCUGUGCUCCCACCUAUAAAAUGCUUUUGUGAAUAUGGAUCUUGAUCCAUAUUGUAGGACCUUCUAAUCUGAUGCCUCAUCUCCAACACACAUACUCACACAUACAGUACAUAUGGACACAUAGCACACUCGUGUGUGCGUCUGGGAUACGCAAAACUGACAUUCCUGUUUUUUUUGGUUUUUUUUACGUUUGUUUUGGGAUUUUUUAAAUGCAUUUUGAUAUAUUUGGGUUUGUUUCUGCCAAAAAGAAUACAUGUGCCAUUAAUCACCAAACAGUUGUUGUUACCUCCUCAAAAAUGGCCAGCCUGGACCAUUCUUAUCUAGCGUGCCACAGAUAGACAUCUCCAAUUCUUUAUAGCCACAGACUACACCUCAACCUCGCUCAAAUCCCCAAAUGGGCAACAUCUUUUCAUGACCAUCUAAGAAAUAUUUACCUACAAGAGAUAACCUCAAGUGUAAAACAUUUAGCAAACUAACUCAAAUGUGAUACUAACUGGAACAGUUAUUGCCCUCAUACUUCUGCAGAAGAACUUCACUGCAGUAAGCAGAUGUCCAUCUCUGGCUCUGGCUAGAAAAACAUAGACAAACAGGCUCUCGGUCUGCCUUUUCGUUCAACUGUAUCUAAAGCUGUCAGGCCAGCCCAUGUGUUGACGGCCUGUACAUAGGUCUCUGUGUGCUUUAAUCACCUCUAGACAAACCUUAAUCAAUUAAAGGCCAAUUAGUGGUCACCUCAUCGGGACCCCUCAACAAGGUUACGGGGCUCUGAUUGAGUCUGACUGGGAGAAGAUCACAUAAGUUGCACAUGACUUGUCUAAGCUGCUGAGGCAUUUAGGAAUGGUACUCUGACUUGCUUAGGGACAUUCCAACAGAAGAGCAUCCGCUUAAGAACAGAAGGUGUAACAAAACAUGCAAACAGAGUGGAAGUACCUUUGUGUGACCUUUCGAGAAUAUGGUAUUGUAUGAAAAAAGCCUGGGUUUAUUUGUUAAGUAUUUAUUCAUAUCAAGAUAUCUGUAUUGUGUGAUUCAAUAAUUAUUUAUAUGUUGUCCUGAAAUGAAUUAUUUUUAUUAAGAAAUCUGUCUAAUGUGCUUCUUGUUUCAUCAGUUACUGUGUGUGUGAGAGAGAUUGGUGGAGACUGUGAGAAAAUGUGUUUGCUCUAUCACAGAAUAUGCACACGUCACAACCGUGUGAGCUACCCUACAAGCACUUCCACAUGCAGUAUGCUUGUGUGUGCUCCCGGAGAUUUUAACAUUGCACUCUUUUUGCAGCAUUGCCUCUGUCUGCUACACUGUAUUGCCUAAUACUUUUUCUGCUAAAAAGCAGUUGCUCACUAUUGGCACCAAAUCCAUCUCCAGUGUUGCAAGUACAUUGAGCGCUUCAAAAGCUAUCAGAUGACUGAUCACGGAGGCCUGGUUUAGAUGUGGCAGGGUGCACCAUUU
This is a messenger RNA of Monopterus albus (swamp eel), 5759 nucleotides long. RefSeq names its product tumor necrosis factor, alpha-induced protein 3 (gene tnfaip3). Gene Ontology annotation, molecular function: zinc ion binding; DNA binding; cysteine-type deubiquitinase activity. Gene Ontology annotation, cellular component: nucleus; cytoplasm. NCBI's taxonomy places the organism in Eukaryota, Metazoa, Chordata, Actinopteri, Synbranchiformes, Synbranchidae. Gene Ontology annotation, biological process: protein K33-linked deubiquitination; protein deubiquitination involved in ubiquitin-dependent protein catabolic process; positive regulation of Wnt signaling pathway. The record is from RefSeq and is a predicted model, not a curated record.